Messenger RNA from Cyphellophora attinorum, 609 nucleotides. RefSeq names its product putative isochorismatase family protein. Lineage: Eukaryota; Fungi; Ascomycota; Eurotiomycetes; Chaetothyriales; Cyphellophoraceae. The coding region runs from base 1 to 609 and encodes 202 amino acids. The record is from RefSeq and is a predicted model, not a curated record. The transcript is spliced from 3 exons.
AUGGCGUCCUCUACACAGGUCCAGUCCUUCCGUGCCAUGAUCGGCGUCCCGCCGUCAACAGCGACUGUGAAGGACAGCACGUUGAUUAUCAUUGAUGCGCAGAACGAGUACGCAGACGGCCUCUGCAAAACCGUGAACGUCAAGAACACGCGCGCUGGCAUCGCAAAUCUGCUCGAGAAGUACCGCUCUUCGCCGCACAAGGGCGCAAAUAUCGUUCAUGUCCUCCAGCAGACGCCAGAGGGUGCACCAGUCUUUACUCCCAACACGCCGCUGGCGGAGGAGUUUGCAGAGUUGAAGCCCAAGGAUGGGGAGCAUGUCAUUUACAAAAACCACCCAUCCUCCUUCGCCUCCACCGACUUAGACGAAUACCUUAGCAAACUCCCCGAAAGUGUCGGCAAGAAGGUCGUUCUCACAGGCUAUCAGGCGCACUUAUGCGUGAGCACCACCGCACGAGCGGCCGCGGAACGCGGUCUCGAUGUGAUUCUUGUGGAAGAUGCAAUUGGCGAUCGUGAUGUUCCUGGUGUUGGGGGCGAGGAGCUGAAGACAGUCGCGCUCAAGGAACUGGCUGAUGCCUUUGGGACUGUCGUGAAAGGGACAGAGGUCAACUGA